UGGCUUCCUCUUGCCUCUGCGACUUUUUUAGUUUCUCACUGCAAGGGGAAAUUAAUAAUUGUAAAACAAAUUACAAAUCUCAUUGAGUGGGAAAUCGGCGAUUCUCGAAGCUGUUGCUUUGGAUCUUUGUUUCCACCGAUAUUUCCGUUCCGAUCGGCGAUUUUCCCAUUCCAUAAACCCUAAUUUUCCCCAUCUUCUGCUUCCAGAAGCAAUCAUGGCUUCAAAGCGUAUUUUGAAGGAACUGAAGGAUUUGCAGAAAGAUCCACCUACUUCUUGCAGUGCAGGUCCUGUAGCUGAGGACAUGUUCCAUUGGCAAGCAACAAUCAUGGGACCCACUGAUAGUCCAUAUGCAGGAGGUGUAUUUCUAGUUACAAUCCAUUUUCCUCCUGAUUAUCCUUUCAAGCCUCCAAAGGUUGCAUUUAGGACCAAGGUCUUUCACCCAAACAUCAAUAGCAAUGGAAGCAUUUGUCUUGAUAUUCUCAAAGAACAAUGGAGCCCUGCUCUUACCAUUUCUAAGGUACUGCUCUCAAUUUGCUCAUUGUUGACCGAUCCAAAUCCCGAUGACCCUCUUGUACCAGAGAUAGCACACAUGUACAAGACCGACAGAGCUAAGUAUGAAGCAACUGCACGCAGCUGGACGCAGAAGUAUGCUAUGGGAUGACAGUUGUUUGGGAUACUGUAUAAUUGGGGGUGGUGUUGAAACUGUUGUGAAAUGUAUGUACUGGGUUUAAGAUUUUGGGUGGGGAUUACCAGAUUGGCUAGAAAAUAACUGUAUGAUGAGGAUGUUUUAUUUAAAUCUAGACAAUGCUCUGUUUGAAGCUCUUAUCUGUAUCAAACAUAUGUGCAACACUCUUGUCUUCA
This is a messenger RNA of Mercurialis annua (annual mercury), 861 nucleotides long. Its product is annotated as ubiquitin-conjugating enzyme E2-17 kDa. Bases 215 to 661 code for a protein of 148 amino acids. Gene Ontology annotation, biological process: protein polyubiquitination. NCBI's taxonomy places the organism in Eukaryota, Viridiplantae, Streptophyta, Magnoliopsida, Malpighiales, Euphorbiaceae. The record is from RefSeq and is a predicted model, not a curated record. Gene Ontology annotation, cellular component: nucleus. The transcript is spliced from 5 exons. Gene Ontology annotation, molecular function: ubiquitin conjugating enzyme activity.